AUGACAUCAGACCAUUCAACAGCCGGGAAACUGCAUGUGGAUGAUUCGAAAACAGCAUAUGUCAGCGGUUCACACUGGAAAGCCGUGCUGGAGGGGAUCUCCGAGUUGAAGAUCCUCAGCGAGGCAAAACCAGAUGACGACGACAGGCCUUCCCCGGAGCAACAGACAGAGUAUGGGCUACAGGAUAGCAUUCUCAUCCCUGGAACUACAAGGGAACGUCCCAAGCUUUUAUACGGAUGGCACAAACCAGCUUCCGUGGCCGAUAUUCUGGCAGCCAUGCCGGAGAGGAGUGUCGUGGACCGGCUUGUAUCCAGCUACUUCAACAAUCCGCCCAUACCACACGGUUGCAACGGCGGGCCUUUUGCCAUUGAGGCCCUCCUACACUCCAACAUUGUCGAGCAAACGAGGUGUCCCGAUGCCGACAUCGGGACCUGGCUGCUGACAGGCAUGAUAAUCCGCUUGGGCUUCCGCAUGGGCUACCACCGCGAUCCUUCGCACUUUCCCGGCAUCACGCCGUUCCAGGGCGAAAUGCGACGACGAAUCUGGGUUGUCAUGCAUGCGUUAGAUGUCAUGACAUCGCCACUGCUGGGGUUGCCUCGCGUCAUCAAAGACGGACAAUGGGACACGAUGCAGCCGCGAAACAUAUACGACUCCGAAUUUGACGAAGAUGCCACCUGUCUUCCGCCGUCGCGGCCCGAGUCUGAAGCCACGCCCGUCUUGCACCUGCUCGCAAAGCACAAGAUGCUAGUGGUGAUUGGCACCAUCGCCGAUACAAGCAUGAGUGUGGCGGCAGAUCGGUGCGGCCCUUCAACUCUAAAGACUGAGGGGAGAACGGUGGCCCGUUUGAGUGAGGCGUAUGACUUCAUCCCGGCGAAUGCAAAAUUCGAUACCGUUUCUAGGAUUUCGUCCAGCAAAGCCAGCGACAUCUUGAACCGACUAAGUAUCACCAUGUUGUUGCAAAAGGGGCUCAUCGUUCUUAACUGGCGCCAUGUCAUGCCGAGAGGCUCCGUCACAAGUCCAGAUGUUGAUCCUGUCGGAAGUAGUGGCGGGUGGUUCCAGGACGACACGGAAGGUUAUCAGAUUUGCAUACAGGCCGCUUUGGAGAUCUUCCAAGUACAAGAGACUAUUGACCGCGAGACCCAGCCGGGUGGCGUUCUCUUCCCGCUCACCCUCCUGCUAUACUCGGUCGUCAAGCACGAAUUCCUCAUGGCAACCACCGUUCUCGUCAGUCACAUGUACCGCACUGCGGUGCCCCGGCCAGACAACCAACAAAAUUCCAAAGAGAGAAUGCUCUCGCAGCAAGUAGAAGUGGCGCUCAGGAAGUCACACGAGAUAUGGAUUCGCCAGAGCGCGCUGUCCAAAGAGGCACUGCGGGUAGCCAACUUGCUCUCCGUGCUGUUUCGGAAGCUCCAAGACGUGGAAAUUCAGGGGCUUUGCAAGACGAGAGCAUUGGUUCAGACUCCAAGCAUGCAAUCCGAUGAUCAGGGGCUCGCGCUCUUUGGAGAAUUCGGUCUCCUGCACCAUUUAGAAGACUUGAGUGCAUUUCUCGAUCUCCCCGUAACAUGA
Molecule: messenger RNA, 1566 nt
Organism: Metarhizium acridum CQMa 102
Lineage: Eukaryota; Fungi; Ascomycota; Sordariomycetes; Hypocreales; Clavicipitaceae
Source: RefSeq, a predicted model, not a curated record